UAUAUCUAGAGUGGGAGGAAACGAAGAAACAUGGGGAAACGCAACAACAAGGCCAAGCGAACCCUAAGCUCGCUGCCGAGAGGCCUCGUUCGCCGAAACGGCGGGAGCGAUCCCGGAAACCCCUUUGAGAUGACGGCCAGGUUCAAGCGUCCUAAGCACGAGGUGCACAACCGGCCGGUAUCCAAGCCGAAAUCCACCAAGCAUGCACUAGAGAGUCUGCAGCGGCGACAAAACACCCUGCGAUCGAACCUGAAGGACUCGAAAAAGCACAACACCUUUCUCGAUCGCCGUAUCGGUCAGUACGACACAGGCAUGUCCCAGGAAGACAAAAUGCUGGCUCGGUUGGUCAAGGAACGGACCCGCCAAUCUAAUCGGUCCUCUAAGUUCCGACUGGACGAUGACGACGGUGGUGGCGAUGCCAUUCUUACCCACAAGGGGAAGAAACUCGAUCCAAACAAGAGCGAGGUUAUGUAUUCGGACGACGAAGGCGACGAGAGCGGCAACCUUGAGGCGGUAGAUACGGAGCUGCAUUUCGGGGGUUCGGGGAUGGGAUCGUCCAAUCCAUACGGAAAUUCCAUGGCCUCGGGCACGGACUUGUCCCAGCUCUACGGACAAACGAGGAAGACCGAGCUGGACGACCUAAUCGCCCGUCGUAAAGCCAUGAAGGCGGAAAAGAUGCAGGCUAAGGAAACGCAGGUGGACACUUUCGAAAAAAUGGACGAAGACUUUGGGGAGCUUUCCGCUUUGCUCAGGUACCGCAAGAACGAGAGGAAGCCCCUGAUACCUCCCAAACCGACGCAGGAAGACAACGAAAUGAAGGAGUGGAACUCCGAGAUACGACAGAUGAUGGCCAAACCCAAGAGGCGCGCCACCGACCGAACUAAGACGCCCGAAGAAAUCGCUAAGGAAGAGUCGGAACGACUUCACGAACUAGAAACACGGAGAAUGGCCAGAAUGAACGGAGACUUUGACGAAGACGAUUUUUCGGACAUUGAGAUUGACCAGGGGGGGAGGAAGAAGCAGAAGCCGAAACAACGGGGUCCCGACGAGCUGUCGGACUCGGAAGACGAGGAGGAAGAAGGGAACGAGGUAAAAUUCACAGCAGAUGGAACCUUCAUAGAACAAGACGACGCCGACGAGUCGGACUCGGGGAGCGACGAUUCAGAGGACGAACCCGACGACGAAGACUACCACCCGCUUUCCGAGGGUGCGCGCGUCCGCGCCAACUAUAGGGCGGCGGAGCAAUUCGAGGGCCGCGAGAACUGGUACGAGGGGAAAAUCACCAAGGUGCACGAAAGCCCCUCAGGUGCUGUCACGUACGAUGUCGAAUACGACGAUGGCGAUACCGAAGAAGACAUGAUCCCCAAGAAUGUUCGUCCCGUAGAAAGCGUUCAGAAGAUCAAGAAAGAAGACAAACAGAAAAGGAAUGAAGCCAAGCUGGAGCAAAUGAAGCGGAAAAUGGCAAAAGAAAAAGCCCGGUACGUAACAAAGGAACAAAUAACAACAUAUGUAUGCAUUUGACAAGCCGUAACGCACCUGUCAUCUCGGUGUUUCUUUAUUCCAUUUGUCGCACGUGCGUGUACAGCCUCGUUGCUGCACAUUCUGUACGCGUGUCUUCAGAGGUGUUUCCGGGCGUUUUGCCCUCGCAUCUUUGUAUUGACAAAAGAAGCACCAAAAACAAAUACUAUGCCACAUAGUACCCUCAAGAUGAUAUCAACACUUGUGUGUCUCCCUGGCAAUCACAUUCGUUACCUAGGUAAUAUUACUCUGUACUGUACUCAUGUUUUUUCUUUCUCUUCCUGUACAACCAAAGAUCGGAAAUUCCAUACGUGUUCGAAGCGGUUACAACGCUAGAAGGGCUUCAUGAUUUAAUCGGUAGAUAUGCAUCUACGGGAAAAGACGCUUCGACGAUCAUCAAACGAAUACACGCUUCCAACUCCGUGCGCCUAGACCAUCGGAACGGAGAGAAGAUGCAAAACUUUUACGAUGUCUUGCUCCGUAGAUUCGUGGCAGUCGGGGACGCAAUUUUUGAUUCCGGGAACGGCGGGCAAGAACUCGGGCGAUACGAACAACUGAAUUGCAUCACAAAAGUUAUGUACGACAUGGCCCAGGACUCUCCUGAGAGUGCGGGCGCCGUGUGGAGCCGUCGAAUUGGGAUUCUCCGAAACGCCCACGACAAACGAUUGCGCGAUUCCAGUUUUAUUCGAGGCGACGAGGAAAUGGAAGACGGUGGAUUUUGGAGUGCAUGGCCAACGACUGGGGUGUUUCUUCUGAUGCGUUCGCUCGGACACAUUUUUCCCGUCACGGAUCGCCGUCACCACGUUGUCACGCCAGCGAUCCUUCUCUUAGCUCAGUACACGGCUCAAACCCCUGUUUUAUCUACCUACGAUCUCACCAUGGGCAUCCUGUGCUCUGGUUUGCUGAUGGAAUAUUCAAAGGAAGCAAAGCGAGUUGUUCCUGAAGCUUUGAGUUUCAUUGCUUCGGCGAUUCGAUUGUUUUCUCCGGACGACGCCGGAAACUUAACAAACCCUGCGCUUCAAACAGCGUACAACCAACCAUUUUGCGAGUCACUGCGCAAGAAUAUCUCGAGAUAUGAAGAUGCAUCUCUUCCUUCGUUGAAAAUCGAAAACGAUUUUAUAAUGAGCGAGGAAAGCCCCGAAAUCGCGGUGACAUUGCUUUCGCUAUGCAUUGGGUUGGCAGAAAAAUACGUCGAGGCCCUUAACGGUUCUUUUUCUGUUUCCGCCGAGACCGAAAUGCUCUAUGAUAUUACCAACGCUAUUUUGAGUCUGCAACCGAAGUCGUACCCGAUCACCCUUCAAAAGAAAAUCUCCAAGACAGCCGCCUUGAUUGCAAAGGUAUGCCCAGCUCAGAGAAUCCCGCUGCGGCGGAGAGGAAAGCCGACGGCGAGCGAGAUGGCCAUCAAGACACUGGCCCCCCGUAUGGAAGACCCAACACGAUACUCUAUGUCUCGCGAUAAGGGCAAGAAAUCGGCGCAGGCCGCGAUCGAUAGAACCCGCCGCGAAUACAAGCGCGAGCACAAGGCGAUCAGCCGCGAGCUUCGCUUGGAUGGUCAAUUCAUCGAGUCAGAGCGAAGAAAGGAAAAAGAAAGGAAAGAUGGCAAGGCACGUGCGAAACGCCAAAAGAAUUUCAAUUGGUUGGAAGGGGAAGUUGCUGCAAUGAACGAACAAGUGAGACAAGGUGGAGGACUAUUGAAAGGUGGUGGAACUGGUUUGGCUCGUGCAAAGGCUGCGACAGCGAAGAUGGGAAUCAAGAAGGGUGGCAAAUUCUGAGCAACAGAUUUCGUUAUUCUACUGAACUAUUGCCGUGUCGUAUUCUUUACUGAUACACACAAGACCGCUACGCAUUUAUUCGUUCCGUACUUGAUGCAAUCUAAAUCGCAUUCAAACUGACCUGUGUUCAGCAUGAAGUACUUGCUAGUAAAAACCGGUUAUUUCUUUUUUGAAAUCCAUGAAUAGUAUAAUUUGUACAUCAAUACAUGCAAUGAAAGUAU
Pseudo-nitzschia multistriata is the source of this 3511-nucleotide messenger RNA. The record is from the annotation of a GenBank genome assembly. NCBI's taxonomy places the organism in Eukaryota, Bacillariophyta, Bacillariophyceae, Bacillariales, Bacillariaceae.